Papilio machaon (common yellow swallowtail) is the source of this 846-nucleotide messenger RNA. It is a transcript of the gene Dhfr, whose product is annotated as dihydrofolate reductase. The transcript has 4 exons. The coding region runs from base 173 to 730 and encodes 185 amino acids. Gene Ontology annotation, molecular function: NADP binding; dihydrofolate reductase activity. NCBI's taxonomy places the organism in Eukaryota, Metazoa, Arthropoda, Insecta, Lepidoptera, Papilionidae. Gene Ontology annotation, cellular component: mitochondrion. Gene Ontology annotation, biological process: glycine biosynthetic process; dihydrofolate metabolic process; tetrahydrofolate biosynthetic process. The record is from RefSeq and is a predicted model, not a curated record.
UACAUUAUACUCUUUAGUCAAUGUCAAAGUUUUGGUUAACGCUGAAAGCUGAAGCGCGUUUAAAUUGAAUUUAUUUAUUAAUUUAAAAAUACAAAUAAUUAUUACUGCAACAGAGGAAUACCAUCUGUAUGAACUGAAUUUUUGAUACAUUAAAUCUAUAUUUAAUAGCAGAAUGUCAAAGGUCAAAUUAAACCUCAUAGCAGCGGCCUGCGAAAAUAUGGGCAUUGGAGUUAACGGAACUUUGCCGUGGAAACUCAAAAAGGAAAUGGCUUACUUUACCACAAUGACUACGAAAGUAAAAGAUGAAAGUAAACUUAAUGCUGUUAUAAUGGGAAGGAUAACAUGGGAUUGCAUUCCAGAUAAAUAUAGACCCUUAAAUAACAGAGUUAAUAUUGUUAUGACACACCAUAUAGACGAAGUGAAGGCAAAGGUACCAGAGGGUGUGAUUGUGGUUCCGAGUUUGGAUGAAGCUGUCAAAUAUAUUGAGGGUAGAGAAGAUAUAGAAUCAACAUGGGUUAUUGGUGGAUCAUCUAUUUAUAAGGCAGCAAUGGAACAUGAGAACUGUGGCAAGAUUUAUCUGACAGAGAUACAAAGGUCAUUUGACUGUGAUGCAUUCUUUCCAAACAUAGACAAGCAGCAAUUCCACUUGGUUGACGAAGAAGAAAUACCUGGGGAAAGGCAGCUAGAAGGUGAUAUAAGCUACUUCUUCCGUGUGUAUAGAAAACUAUAAUUAUCUUCAGCUCAUACGUACCAAGGUUCUUAGUUCUACUAUAUUUUAGGGGUAAUAUUUAAAUAAGAGACAAAGAUUAUGCCUAAUUUUUUUUUCUUAAGGAAAAGAUGGGAAGG